CGAGCAUAUUACAGAACAAUUUUAACCACGAUUCAAACAACCAGUUUUUUCAGAACAGUUCGAACCACCAAUUUUAUGGAUUGAUAUACGUGAUGCAGUGAUAAACUUUCGGAACUAAACAAUAGCACGGAGAAAAAAAGUAAUAAUAUUUUCCUGACCUUUACUUAGUAAUGAUAAAAUUGUACGCUACUAAUAAAAUUGCACGAUAUGCUGGUCAAUAAUAAUAUUUUUCAAACUAUGCAAGGUGAAAACUUAGGAAAUAAAACUGUCAAUAUUCACUUUUUUUUGCAACGGUAAGCAAAUCUGUUAAGCCUAAAUGAAGCACUAACAAUAUGAAAUCAACUGUCCGCUCCGCUGCAUUCUGCGGUCUUGUACCAAGGUUUCAGAAGAACAAUGGCGACUAACCAAAUGUCAAAUCCGGUAAAAGCAAAUUGAAGGUGUGUCGGCUUGAAAUCGAAAUUACACUUGUCUUUUGACUGCAAUUUGCUUAAGAUGCUUUCUAGAGUAUGACAGGAAAAAAUAUCAGUGUAGAUCGUUGCUUUGAGGAUGCAGAAAAUUCAGGUACUCUUGACUUGUCGGGUCGAAAUUUGAAGGAAUUUCCAGAAUAUCCUGAAGAAUGUGAAUUAAUCGAUGUCAUCGAAUGUGACAUUUCGAAAAACCGUUUCACAGAACUUCCCACUGUAGUAUGUGAAUUUGUAGUAUUGGAAAGACUCAAUUGUCACCACAAUGCUAUAAGAUCCAUACCAGACACUAGUCGAUUGACGUCUUUGACUUGGCUCAAUCUCAGUAAAAACCAACUGCAAACAUUACCAGAGCAUAUAUGUGGUCUUCCAUUACAAGUAUUAAUUGUGAGCAAUAACAGAUUAUCAUGUAUUCCAAAUGAAAUUUGUAAUCUGAAGCAUAUUCAGUACUUGAAUAUUAGCUCAAAUGAGAUUGUAUCAUUACCUAGUACAAUUGGCCAAUUAUCAACUCUUCGUGAAUUGAACAUUCACCAAAAUCAUUUGGAACAACUUCCAGAUGAAAUUUGCAAACUAAAACUAGAAAAAUUGGAUUUCUCAUCAAAUAGAAUAACUGUUAUACCAAUUGUCUUUCGAUAUUUAACAACUCUUACUGAAUUAGUUCUUGCUAAUAACCCACUUCAAUCACCUCCUGCCCAGCUCUGCACAAGGGGUCGUGUACAUAUUUUUAAGUAUCUUUCAAUUGCAGCACAGAUUCAAGAUAAGGGAAAGGAUUCAACAAAAAGUUAUUCUUUGGCUCAUCACAAUGCUAGCAGUAUUUUGACUGAAGAAAAUCUUUUUCCAUCACCAAAUGAAGAAAGAACAUCAAGGAGGGUUGAUCGUAGAAAUAGCGAGCAGACAAAAAACAACGAUCAAUCAAGAAUAGGACGUAAAAGAACGACAUCCCUUGAAGCUGAACUCACUAGAGCUGACCUGUUACUUACCGAGGAACGUAAACUUGACAUAUUUGGUUUUGAGGGCGCUGAAAUUCAAUCUGAUUUGGAUUCUCAAAGAAAUGGCGAAGAACUUCGUGAAACCUCCAGAAAGCUUCAAGUUCAACUGGAAAAACAGAAGGAAAAUGCUCGACAGAAACAAGUUAAUGAAAGUCGUGUUAAAAUGACUGAUGGAUCCAAAAAUCGAAGAAGACCUUCAGCUAGUCAACAGCCGGCUGUGAGUAAAGUCGAAAGCAAAUCGAGUUUGGUGAAGAACGUUGAACGUGUAAAUAAUUCGAAAUCUAAAGAUGAUUCUCAGCAUGAUAGAAAAGACGUAAAAGCUUCAAUUAAAUAUGUGGAAACAGAGAGACGGAAAAGCAAAAAGGAAAAUGAUGUAAAUUACGCUGAGGAUGUUUACAUGCCAAGAAACGCUGAGGAUACACCAUUUCCUGGAAUAUACAAACGAUCCCAAACAGCUACUCCAAGUUCAGCUUAUGCAAAAAAAUUUACCGUAAGAAGAAUGUAUGAAAGUGCACGAGAGGAAUUGGAAAAAGUGGAAUUGCUGAGAGAAGCAAUUGAAAAAAGAUUGAAAGUUCGAUUACCAGAUGACAUUCCUGCAUGUCUGGCUGAUGGCACUGUUCUUUGUCAUUUAAUAAACUAUAUCCGAAAAGGAACAAUUCCCACAAUAUUUGUGCCAACACCAAAUAUGCCCAAACUCACAAUGAGUAAAUGCUUGAAAAAUGUGGAUCAUUUUCUAGCAGCAUGUCAGAAGUUAGGAGUAGGAAGGGACAAGUUAUGUAACCCAGCAGAUAUUGUGCAAGAAAAAAACCCAGCUAAUGUCUGGUUAACUGUUGAAGCCCUACUUAUGGAAACAAAAUCAAGUUAACAUCAAGCUAAAAUGUGAAGUGAUUAAAUUCAAAUAGAAAUAAGGUAUAAGUAAUUCUCCAAGUUAGUUUUAAUCAACAUGUAGAUAUAUUGUAGAUUUUACAAUUUGGAAAAAGUUCUUUAUAAUUUAAAUGUCAAUAUUUCUUCAUUCAUGUCAAGACUAUGUAUGCAAAUUAGAUAACAAAUAUAAAUAAACAACAUUUGUUUAAGGAAAUAAACUGGUUUUAACAAACCGACUAUGUCAGUUAAAUAGAUCCCAAUGGAGAAAUACUGUCAUUGUUGUCUCACACAUUUAAUGUACAUAACACAGCUGACCCCUUACUUGUUACUUUAAUUUAUUAACAUAUAUACAUAUGCAAUGUUUUUUCCGUAUUUUAUUAAAUAGUUAACCCAUUGAAAA
Messenger RNA from Xenia sp. Carnegie-2017, 2714 nucleotides. RefSeq names its product leucine-rich repeat and calponin homology domain-containing protein 2-like. The record is from RefSeq and is a predicted model, not a curated record. NCBI's taxonomy places the organism in Eukaryota, Metazoa, Cnidaria, Anthozoa, Malacalcyonacea, Xeniidae. The coding region runs from base 507 to 2315 and encodes 602 amino acids. The transcript has 19 exons. Gene Ontology annotation, molecular function: protein binding.